UCCCGCUCCCCCUGCUGCUACCCGGCCCUCUGGGGAGCCCCCAGGCCCCCGCCGUCGGCAGCGGGCGGUCGAGGCAGCUCCGUCAUGGAGACAGUCACGGCAAGGGAAGUCAGUGUCCAAGAUGAGGCUGUGGAGAAAAGCACCUUUAAGGAAUGCAACCAGAUUGCUUUUUACAGGCGUCAGAAACUUCUACAUGCUGGAAAAUCCUUGUAUCGAGCCUUGCUGGAUUCGGUCACGUUAAGUGAUGAAAAUGUCAAAUUCCAAAUAAUUCAUGAGGAAAAUAAGGUUCUUCUACAAGUAGAAAUUUGUGAAAUAGAGGGCAAUAUUUUCAGGAUUAGAAUUGAUGAGGCAUCUCCUCUCAGAGCAAGAUACAGAGUUCCUGAUGUUCUUAUAAAGGAACCUACCACCAAGAGAUUUUCCCUGUCUCAGAAGGAAGCAGGUAUUUUGGUGCUCUCAAGUGUUAAGGAGGACUACAGACUUCAGGUCACAGCAACCCCCUUCCAGCUUGAGCUACAGUCCAAGGGCGAGACUGUUCUGAGCAUGAAUUCCAAUGGGUUGUUAUAUUUUGAGCACCUACAGCCACCUCCCAGUGAUAGAAAACCUCCAGCAGAAAAUAAGGAGGCAGCAAGUGAUUCCUCUAAGGAGAAACAAGAGGAUCCAGGUCUCUGGCAAGAGAAAUUUGGCAAUUUCUUAGACAUCAAAGCUCAUGGUCCUAGUUCUGUGGGCACAGACUUCUCUUUACAUGGAUUUGACCAUGUUUAUGGAAUACCACAGCACACAGAAGCACUUCUUCUCAAAAACACCAGUGAUGGUGAUGCCUACCGGCUUUAUAAUUUGGACAUCUUCGGCCACAAGAUACAUGACAAAAUAGGCAUUUAUGGUUCAGUGCCCCUUCUCUUAGCACACAAGCCUAACAGAACUUCAGGGAUCUUCUGGCUGAACUCUUCAGAAACACUGGUGGACAUUAAUACAAAGGCAGUAGCUGAGCAUGUGCCAUCUGGAUCUGCUGCACAGACCGCUAAGCAGCGAGCAGUGCCUGUAACUGAUGUGCGCUGGAUGUCGGAAAGUGGCAUCAUUGAUGUUUUCCUGCUGAUGGGCCCCACUCCGUUUGACCUCUUCAAGCAGUUUGCACAGCUGACAGGUACUCAAGCCCUGCCCCCUCUUUUUUCUCUGGGCUACCAUCAGUGCCGAUGGAAUUACGAGGAUGAGCAAGAUGUCAAGGCAGUAGAUGCUGGCUUUGAUGAACAUGACAUUCCUUAUGAUGCGAUAUGGCUGGACAUAGAGCACACAGAUGGCAAGAGGUAUUUCACUUGGGACAAAAAGAAAUUCCAGAACCCCAGAAAGAUGCAAGAACAUCUCAGGAAGAAAAAACGGAAGCUUGUCGUCAUUGUAGAUCCCCACAUUAAGAUUGACCCCAUGUAUGCCCUGUAUGCACAGGCAAAAGACAAGGGCUAUUUUGUGAAAGACAGAAAUGGGAAGGAUUUUGAGGGCAUCUGUUGGCCAGGUUCCUCUUGCUACCUGGAUUUCACCAAUCCUGAAGUGCGAAAAUGGUAUGCAGAUCAAUUUGCCUUCAAAACAUACAAGGGAUCCACAAACAUCCUCUAUGUAUGGAAUGACAUGAAUGAGCCCUCAGUCUUCAAGGGAGCAGAACUAACAAUGCAGAAAGAUGCUGUGCACUACAACAACUGGGAGCAUCGGGAAGUACACAACCUCUAUGGAUUCUAUCAGCAAAUGGCUACUGCAGAAGGCCUCAUCAGACGUUCUUCGGGAAAAGAGAGACCGUUUGUCCUCACACGAUCUUUCUUUGCUGGAUCACAGAAGUAUGGGGCGGUGUGGACUGGAGACAACACAGCAGAGUGGGGUUACUUGAAAAUAUCCAUUCCAAUGCUUCUCACCAUCAGCAUGGCAGGGAUUUCAUUCUGUGGAGCUGAUGUGGGAGGCUUUAUUGGAGACCCAGACCCAGAAUUACUUGUUCGCUGGUAUCAGGCCGGAGCCUACCAGCCCUUCUUCAGAGGCCAUUCUAACAUGGAGAGCAAACGCCGAGAGCCGUGGCUCUUUGGGGAGAAGAACACCCAGAUCAUCAGGGAAGCCAUCCGAGAGCGCUACGUCCUCCUGCCCUACCUCUACACGCUGUUCUAUCGGGCACACACGGCAGCUGAACCAGUCAUGAGGGCUCUGUGGAUAGAGUUUCCAGGGCAAAUAGAAACUUUUGGUGUGGACAAUGAGUACAUGCUGGGAAAUGCUUUGUUGGUGCAUCCAGUCACAGAGCAAGAGGCCAAGGCAGUGAGUGUUCUGCUUCCAGGGCCAGAGGAGAUCUGGUAUGAUUUCAGAAAAUUUAAACAGGUGGAAGAUCCAGGCACUCUGAAGAUCUCAGUAACACUGGAGGAUAUUCCUGUAUUCCAGCGGGGAGGCACUGUGAUACCUCUGAAGACCACAGCUGGAAAAUCCACUGAAUGGAUGAUGGAUACUCCUUACGAACUUCGUGUGGCCCUGGACACAGAGGCCUGUGCAGUAGGGGAGCUCUACGUAGAUGACGGACAUUCAUUUCAGUACCUCCACAAGAAACAGUUCCUGUAUCGGAAAUUCACUUUCCACAAGAACAUUCUCUCAUCCAGCCACACAGAUGGAAGCGGACAAUACGAGACCACAUGUGUAGUUGAGCGGGUGAUAGUUCUGGGAUUUGGACAGCAACCCACUUUAGUGACAGCCUGUUCCAAGGAUGGGAAAGAAAAAGAAGUGGCUUUCACAUACAAUGCAAAGAACUCCGCACUGACACUGGAAAAUUUAGCCCUGAGUCUUGCUGCUGACUGGAAGAUUUGCAUCAACUGAAAGGAGAGACAGCUUCUUCAGAGAAUUCACUGAGGGGUUGAGAGGAAAUAGUGGGAGAAUUUGAAAUACUUCUUUGAAUCCAAUCAAAUCAAGGAACAUAUUUCCCACCCACACCCCCAAACUAACAUUUCCUACAAUUUUUCUUUUAAAGCACAUUGAAGCUUGGAUAGCUCUUUUAUUCAGCAAAAGUAGUAGCACUAGGAUGGUACCUCUGGGGGAAAAGCUAAAUGCUAUCUCCUCCAGGCUAUCUUCACUUAGGCAGCGAGAUCUGCCUUCACUUGCACUGAUGAAAUCAUAAAUCAGUGGCAUGACAUUGUGGCUUGCUGGCAUAAGGUUUAAUUUAAAUAUUUGGAACUUGCACCACUCAGAGACUGGAGUGUUUGAGAGAAGUAGAUCUGGGCCACUUUGACAAGCAAACACACACAGCAGGAGCCACCCAGUGUGAUGACAGGCACUUCUCCUUUCCAGUCUUUUUGCUGAUGCAGAAUUAGGCAAUGUGUACAGGAAAGUAAACAGCAGGCUUGCCAAAUAGUUCAGUCAUUGAAGGUAAGGCCUGAGUAGGUUGUGCCAGUCAGUUGAGCAACAGUAAAAGACAGCGGCGUGGGAGUUGCAGAAGUCUCUCCAGUAAGUGGCUUUGAAACUGGUGUUUGGAUUUGAAAAGGCAGAGGUCU
This is a messenger RNA of Dryobates pubescens (Downy woodpecker), 3500 nucleotides long. RefSeq names its product glucosidase alpha, neutral C (gene GANC). The record is from RefSeq and is a predicted model, not a curated record. Lineage: Eukaryota; Metazoa; Chordata; Aves; Piciformes; Picidae. Gene Ontology annotation, biological process: N-glycan processing; carbohydrate metabolic process. Bases 85 to 2829 code for a protein of 914 amino acids. Gene Ontology annotation, molecular function: carbohydrate binding; alpha-1,4-glucosidase activity. The transcript is spliced from 24 exons.